Fonsecaea multimorphosa CBS 102226 is the source of this 1656-nucleotide messenger RNA. RefSeq lists its product as uncharacterized. The record is from RefSeq and is a predicted model, not a curated record. The transcript has a single exon. NCBI's taxonomy places the organism in Eukaryota, Fungi, Ascomycota, Eurotiomycetes, Chaetothyriales, Herpotrichiellaceae. The coding region runs from base 1 to 1656 and encodes 551 amino acids. Gene Ontology annotation, molecular function: oxidoreductase activity.
AUGUCCGUUAAUGGAACUGCGACCGUGAAUGGGCACUCAAAGCCAGAGGAGUUUGACGCCAUCAUUGUCGGCGCGGGCUUUGGCGGUAUCUAUCUCCUGCACUCACUGCGUAAAUUGGGAUACAAGGUAAAGGUCCUGGAAGCCGGGAAAUGGUUUGGUGGAAUUUGGUGGUGGAACUCGUACCCUGGAGCUCGCGUCGACACUCACUGGCCGUUUUAUGAGUUCAACGCACCGGAACUAUGGGAAGACUGGACGUGGGAGGAGCGCUUCCCCCGUCGCGAUGAGAUAGUCAGGUAUUUUGAGCACGUUGACAAGAAGUGGAAUCUCCAAAAGGAUAUUCUCUUCGACAACCCGGUCGUCAAGGCCGAUUUCGACGAGAGCUCCAACACCUGGACAGCCGUCACGGACAAAGGGUAUGUCGCAAAGGCACCAUUUUUUCUGCUGGCUACUGGCUUCGCCGCCAAGACAUUUAUCCCCAACAUCAAGGGACUGGAGACCUUCAAGGGUCAGGCUUAUCAUACUGCACUAUGGCCUAAAGAAGGGGUCGACGUGAAGGGGAAGAAAGUCGGUAUCAUCGGUACCGGAGCGAGCGGUGUCCAAGUCAUUCAAGAGAUUGCGCCAAUUGUCGAGCAUCUCACGAUCUUCCAGCGCACCGCCAAUCUCGCCCUCCCCAUGGUUCAGGAGAAGUACGACGAUAAGACGGUCCAAAAGCAAAUUGACGCAAAGAAAGAUUACCCAGCCCUGUUCAAGUACAUCCGAAACACUUUCGGUGGCUUCGACUAUGAAUUUCUGGAUAAAACCUCUGAAGACGACACGCCGGAAGAGCGCAUUGCGUACUGGGAGUCACAAUGGAAGGUCGGGGGUUUCACUCUCUGGCUCCACAACUACAAAGACAUCCUGAAGAACCCCGUGGUGAACCGAGCAAUGUACGACUUCUGGGUGGACAAGACCCGCGCCCGGCUUGCGGGAUUAGAUCCAGAAUUGAUCGAAAAUCUAGCCCCGUUGGAGCCAGAAAAUCCGUGGGGGACGAAGCGACCCUCGUUGGAAACCCACUUUUACGAGAGCUUCCAUCGGAACAACAUCGACCUAUAUAACAUCAAGAAGAACCCGAUUGCCGAGAUCGCACCAAAGGGUGUUAAGAUGACCGGAGGCCAAGAGAUCGAGAUUGAUCUUUUGGUCCUCGCCACCGGCUUCGAUGCGGUGACGGGCAGCCUACUGAAGAUUGACAUCACCGGCGCUGGCGGCCAGAAGCUGGUGGAUAAGUGGGCGGGAGGCACAUACACCCACUUGGGUGUAGCGACCACGGGGUUUCCUAACAUGAUCUUCAUGUACGGCCCUCAGGCGCCAACUGGGUUCGCCAUCGGGCCCCGCAUCUCAGAAAUCCAGGGCGACUGGAUUGUCGGUCUCCUUGAGGAGAUGAAGCGACAUCAUUACACCAAGAUCGAACCGACCCGUGCGGCGGAGGAGAAAUGGAGAAAGAUCAAUAACGACGCAACGGCCGAAACCCUCAUGGUCAAGGCUAAGACCUGGUACAUGGGCGACAAUGUGCCAGGGAAGCCCCGUGAAGCCCUCAACUAUAUGGGCGGGUUGGGACUCUACGAGAAGCUCCUGAAAGAUUGUACCGCAGCUGGCUAUGAAGGGUUCAAACUGAGCUAG